This is a messenger RNA of Bactrocera latifrons, 860 nucleotides long. RefSeq names its product DNA-directed RNA polymerase I subunit RPA12 (gene RpI12). Gene Ontology annotation, cellular component: RNA polymerase I complex. The record is from RefSeq and is a predicted model, not a curated record. Bases 358 to 720 code for a protein of 120 amino acids. Gene Ontology annotation, biological process: DNA-templated transcription; termination of RNA polymerase I transcription. The transcript is spliced from 3 exons. NCBI's taxonomy places the organism in Eukaryota, Metazoa, Arthropoda, Insecta, Diptera, Tephritidae. Gene Ontology annotation, molecular function: DNA-directed RNA polymerase activity; zinc ion binding; nucleic acid binding.
AAUUGUAAUAUUUUAAUCCAUGUUGCUAAAUUUGGCAUCGAAUUAAAUUUCAAUAAAUCAAACCUUUGGCCCUUUCUUUCGUAACCUACUAACCUAAUUUAUGCUAAAAAUUUUAUACCAGUGGUCCCAUUCGACAUAUUCAGCGUUCUUUGCUUUUCGUUUCAGAAUAGUAAAACUUCUUUAUCGGCUUUAUCUUUUAAAUACUUCAAACUAUUGUGAUCUAUUGAGGCCACAAUCAGAGAACCGGAGAACGUAUAUAAUUUACGUUCUCUAAUAAAACUGACAAUUUCACAUGUGAGCUCUGAUGAAGUGAUAGUUUAUGGUCUGUAGUGUAAUCAAAACAUAAAUGUAAUAAAUAUGGAGACAUUCAACUCACAUCCCGGCUUUUGUCCAGUAUGUGGAUCCAUUCUUCCUCAGUUAAAUACAGUAGGAUAUGUUGUAUGUUACAAUUGCAAAAAGGAAUUUCCCCCUGACGUUUUUGGAUCAGAAGACGUUGAGUACACUAUACACUUUAACAGUUACAAUCCAGAAAAGGUAUUUGACAAAACUAAAAGCUACCCAGAUGAUGAGGCAGAAGGGCCGGUUGUUGAACGCAAAUGUCCAAAAUGUGGCAAUAUGCAAAUGUCUUAUGCGACACUACAGCUGCGUUCUGCUGAUGAAGGGCAAACUGUGUUCUUUACAUGCCUUAGGUGCAAGUUUAAGGAAUCCGAAAACUCAUAACUUCGAUGGAAGUUUUAUACACUAUAUGUGUUUUAAUUUAGGUUAUUUCAUUGCACUAUUUGCACUACAUAUACAAUUUAUUUAUAGUAAAUGAAAGUUCAAUAAAAAACGCUAUGUCGCAUUUCUUGUGACUAUUUAUC